AUGAAAAACAUACCGGACUAUUCCCAAGGAAAAACUGAACUUGUGGCUUGGAUGGUUAGUAAUUGUCGCGCUCAACCUCGAAUGGCUUUUGCCGAAAGGCUGAAAAAAUACAUCAAGGUUGAUGUGUUUGGAAGGUGUUCCGGAAAAUUUGGGCAACAGAGAGGUUGUGGAAAUCUAGCUGCUUGCCUUAAAACGUUUAAGUUUUAUCUGGCAUUCGAGAACGUUUUAUGUGAGGAUUACAUCACCGAAAAGUAUUGGGGAAGGCUUGGUAAGUCUUUGUCUUUUCACUGUUUUGAUAGCUGUUUUGAAAACUUGCCAGUCAGGGCAGUCUUGCAAGUAAAC
Messenger RNA from Porites evermanni, 342 nucleotides. The record is from the annotation of a GenBank genome assembly. NCBI's taxonomy places the organism in Eukaryota, Metazoa, Cnidaria, Anthozoa, Scleractinia, Poritidae.